Molecule: messenger RNA, 1926 nt
Organism: Fulvia fulva
Lineage: Eukaryota; Fungi; Ascomycota; Dothideomycetes; Mycosphaerellales; Mycosphaerellaceae
Product: Extracellular metalloproteinase MEP
Exons: 2
Coding region: 1-1926 (641 amino acids)
Molecular function (GO): metalloendopeptidase activity; zinc ion binding
Source: RefSeq, a predicted model, not a curated record
AUGCGUUCCUCACAGAUUGCGGCUUUGUCAAGCCUUGUCCUUGGGACAUUGUCUCAUCCUUUCCAUGACUCUCAUGCUCUCGAGUCAGACCCCGAGGCCCUCCAACGACGACAAUUGAGCUCCAGACUGGAUGACUUCCGACCACAGCAACGCUCUCGAUACGUGGCUGAGGAUGGUGAGAUCUCUGUCCAGAGAACUUCCGCUCCGGCAAGCACAGAUCCAAUCGAGGCUGCAACAAAUCACUUGAGGAGCAUUCACCCCGAUGCCGAGUUCCGAACGGCGAACGACAACCACGUCUCGAGCAACGGCAUUGCGCACGUCUACUUCAAGCAGACAUUGAACGGCCUUGACAUCGAUGACGCCGACUUCAACGUCAAUGUCCGUCCAGACGGCACUAUCUUCUCCUACGGAAGCUCUUUCUACACUGGCCCACUUCCAGAGGCAGCGCCAGCUCCAGAGGAGGUUGCCGAGCCUCAGCCAGUGUUGGAGACAGUGGUCGAUGUCCUUGCUCUGCCAAUUCAGCCUGCCGAAGCUGACAUUCUGGUCGAAGAAACUGCACGAUCUUUCACAGUCCAAGGACUGAACAACGUGGAAUCUCCACCAGAAGGACAGCUGGUCUACUACGGCAAUGCCGAAGGCAACUUGAUCUCGGCAUGGCGACUGGAGACUGAUGUCAGCGAGAACUGGCUCACCACCUAUGUCGAUGCGACGAACGAGAACAACAUCCUGGCAGUCACAGAUUACGUUGCAGAGUCAACCUACGAAGUCUUCAAAUGGCCACUGAAUGACCCAAGGGGCAACCGUCGCACCACAGAAAUACUACCGUUCGACAUCCGCGCAAGUAGCCUGGGCUGGCACCGCGACUCCGACACCCGCUACACCGUGACCCGUGGUAACAACGCCAUCGCCCAGCCAAAUACAGACGGAGAUGCAGAGUUCCUCGACGAGCCUCGUCCAUCUGGUGGUCUCCUGAACGUCUACACUCCACGAUUCGACCCAGCUUUGGAGCCAGCACAGUACAUCGACGCCUCCACCGUCCAGCUCUUCUACACCUCCAACUACUACCGCGAUAUGCUCUACAUCCUUGGCUUCACUGAAGCCGCCGGCAACUUCCAGACCUCCAACUUCGGCAAGGGCGGUGUCGGCGGCGAUAGCGUGAUCCUCAACACCCAAGACGGCUCCGGCCUAAACAACGCCAACUUCGCCACGCCCCCAGAUGGCCAACAAGGCCGCAUGCGUAUGUACGUCUUCAACCAAUCGGUCCCCAACCGCGACAGCUCCUUCGAAGCCGGCAUCGUCAUCCACGAGUUCACGCACGGCCUCACAAACCGUCUCACAGGCGGUCCAGCCAACUCCCGCUGUCUUCAAGUGCUCGAGUCAGGCGGCAUGGGAGAAGGAUGGUCCGACUUUUACGCCACCGCAAUCCGCUCCACACCCCGCGACAACCGCAACACAAACUACCCAAUCGGCGACUACGCCUUCAACAACCCCGCCGGAAUCCGCGCUUUCGUCUACAGCACCAACAUGCAAACAAACCCAUACACUUACUCUUCCCUCAACACCCUGACCCGAGUCCACCAGUUUGGAACGGUGUGGUGUACGAUGUUGUAUGAGAUGAUGUGGAACUUGAUUGAUGAUCAUGGUAACACUGCUUUGCUGAGGCCGGUCCUGGGGUUCAAUGGAAGGCCUGAUGAUGGCAAGUACUUGAGUAUGAAGCUGGUGCUGGAUGCAUUGACGCUGCAGCCUUGUAACCCGACAUUCGUGCAAGCGAGGAAUGCGAUUUUGGAUGCGGAUCGGGCACUCACUAAGGGGGGAAAUCAGUGUUCUAUCUGGAAGGCUUUUGCGAAGAGAGGUCUGGGAGAGAAUGCAAGUCAGGUGGGGACUGUUUAUACUGAUGAUUUCACGAUUCCGGCGGGAGUGUGCUAG